Messenger RNA from Copidosoma floridanum, 3024 nucleotides. It is a transcript of the gene Gdh, whose product is annotated as glutamate dehydrogenase, mitochondrial. The record is from RefSeq and is a predicted model, not a curated record. Gene Ontology annotation, biological process: L-glutamate catabolic process. NCBI's taxonomy places the organism in Eukaryota, Metazoa, Arthropoda, Insecta, Hymenoptera, Encyrtidae. Gene Ontology annotation, molecular function: L-glutamate dehydrogenase (NAD+) activity. Gene Ontology annotation, cellular component: mitochondrion.
CUAUACUUAAUCUCUUUUCCAAGCCAGUCAUCUACGGGGUGCAGUGAGUCAGCGUGGGUCUACUGAUGCCCAUUGGAGCACCACACAUCAUUUUCUUUCUCUUUUUCGUUGCUCCGAAAUUCCUUGGUGCUCCGCCACACUGCCGUUGGUCAGCUGAUCGACUACUCGGUGGUGGAGUGCCUGCGUUGGUGUGUGUGAUUUUUGGUAUAAGCUUAGAGGCUCGUUUGUUAAGUAAUUUGCACGUAAAGUAGCGAAAUUCAUUUACCAUUAAAACGUCAGUCAAACUCGAGGCGUUCGACGAGUUUUUUAUCUCAUGUGCAACUUAUCUCGAACCACGUAAAAAAAAAAACUCCGAAACUGACCGAUUAUCCGUGUUUUUCUUCUUACCCAACUCGCGUUAGCUCAUCAAUUCACUGUCCGGAUGUGUUAAUUAUUUUAUGCUAUUCAAUAAGCUGCACUCUCGCUUUCAAACGAUGAUCCGUACUUAUACUUGCUGCCUCUUCAGUCAAUAAACUGAGAUUUCAUAAUUCCUAUCUUGUUUGUCUCGAGCCUCAUUAUCAAAAUUUCACCAGAGCGGCAACUCACGAAAAUAUUCGGCUCUUUCGAAAACUUCACUCAACUUUCACAAUGCAAAUCAUAAUACUUGAAAAUGUCCAAUGAAAAAUACUCAAGCUUGUAACUAUCCACAGAAAAACUCGGAAAAAAGGAACAGUAGAAAAAAAACAGUCAAAGGAAACAUGCUGUUCGCAAGAGGACUGGCCCGCACGUCGGCCACCCUGAAGCAGCAGAACCAGGAGGUAGCCCAGGCAGCGGCGGUGGCCCUGCAGUGCCUGCAAAGCCGAGGCUACGCGGACCACCAGAUCCCGGAGAAGCUCCAGGAAGUGCCGACGUCCGCGAAUCCGAGGUUCUUCGACAUGGUGGAGUACUUCUUCCACAGGGCCUGUCAAAUCGUCGAGGACAAGCUCGUCGAGGACGUUGGCAAGAGGUCCCGGAUGACCCUGGAGGAUCGGAAAAAAAAGGUCAAGGGCAUUUUGAAGAUGAUGGAGCCGUGCGACCACAUCCUCGAGACCACCUUUCCGCUGAGACGCGACUCCGGGGACUACGAGCUCAUUACCGGGUACAGGGCUCAGCAUUCGACCCACAGAGUGCCUUGUAAAGGAGGUAGGCCAAAAGCUCCAGGAAGUAUCCGCUACUCCCUGGACGUCAGUCGAGACGAGGUGAAGGCCCUGUCCGCCCUGAUGACCUUCAAGUGUGCCUGCGUGGACGUGCCGUUCGGCGGCGCCAAGGCCGGCAUCAAGAUCAAUCCCAAGGAGUACUCGGACAACGAGCUCGAGAAGAUCACCCGCAGGUUUACCCUCGAGCUCGCCAAGAAGGGCUUUAUCGGUCCGGGAGUGGAUGUGCCGGCUCCGGACAUGGGUACAGGUGAGCGCGAGAUGUCCUGGAUCGCGGACACGUACGCCAAGACGAUCGGCCACCUGGACAUAAACGCUCACGCCUGUGUCACCGGCAAGCCAAUCAACCAGGGUGGAAUCCACGGUAGGAUUUCGGCCACCGGCCGAGGCGUCUUCCACGGGAUCGAGAACUUCAUCAACGAGGCCAACUUCAUGGGCAUGAUCGGCACGACGCCCGGCUGGGGUGGCAAGACCUUCAUCGUCCAGGGCUUUGGUAACGUCGGCCUACACACGAUGCGCUACCUGCACCGCGUUGGCGCCAAGUGCAUCGGUGUCAUCGAGCACGACGGCUCCAUCUACAAUCCCAAUGGCAUCGACCCCAAGCUACUCGAGGAGUACCGUCUUGAUAACGGCACGGUCGUCGGGUUCCCCCACGCGCAGCCCUACGAGGGUGAGAACCUCAUGUUCGAGCCAUGCGACAUAUUCAUUCCAGCGGCCAUCGAGAAAACCAUCACCAAGGACAACGCCCACCUUAUUCAGUGCAAAAUCAUCGCCGAGGCUGCCAACGGUCCAACGACGCCCGCGGCCGACAAGAUUCUCAUUGAUAGGAACAUUCUCGUCAUCCCAGAUUUGUUUGUCAACGCUGGCGGUGUCACGGUCUCCUUCUUCGAGUGGCUCAAGGAUCUCAACCACGUCUCGUACGGUCGUCUCACCUUCAAAUACGAGAGAGAAUCGAACUAUCACCUACUGGAAUCCGUGCAGGAAUCUCUCGAACGUAGGUUCGGACGCGUGGGCGGUCGGAUUCCUGUUACACCCUCCGAGGCCUUCCAAAAAAGAAUCUCCGGUGCUUCCGAAAAAGACAUCGUGCACUCCGGACUGGACUACACCAUGGAGCGAUCUGCUAAGGCCAUCAUGAGGACAGCGAUGAAAUACAACCUCGGCUUGGACUUGAGGUCUGCGGCGUACGUGAACUCUAUCGAGAAAAUCUUUACGACCUAUAACGAGGCAGGUUUAGCUUUUUAAGCUCGCGAACCUAAGCGUUGAGCGAUGCGAGGAUAGGAGAGUAAUUUAAACGUAAUUGCUAAAACAUGCGAAGCCAUCGCGUAAGCAGUAUUCGUUAAAAAUGCAUGACGACGUAGGGAAAAAAGAAGAAAAUCAAAAAACACACAAGAGAGGCGAGAGCCUUUUUUUGACAGUCGAGAUUGUUGCACGCAUUUAAAACACAAAUUCACAAAGUUGCAAAGUGAGGGUUGUUGCUGUUCUUGUUGUUGAUGUUACCCAAGAGUGAAUAGAAACCGCGUUUUUUUUUCCCAAACGAGAUAAAGUUACGAGUUUGAACAAAGAAACACGGCUUCGAUGUAUUUUGCACACCAUUACAAGGACGCCACUGCUUGAUAUGAUUAACAUAGUCAUUCAGCGUUUUUAAAAGGAAUGAAAUCACAAUAAACGUAUGUAACUAUUAUUAUUAUACACCGAACAAACGUGUUGAAUGUGAAAGCGCAUUUUUCGCGUGCAUUUUAUAUAUAAAUAUACAACCAUGUAUUUAUGAAUGAAUUUUUAUCAUCAACAGAUUUAUUGUCGUUUGCAUCGUUUGUUUUUCUCUGAAAUUUUUUUUUUUUUUUUUUUUUUUUUU